Molecule: messenger RNA, 2358 nt
Organism: Trypanosoma brucei brucei TREU927
Lineage: Eukaryota; Euglenozoa; Kinetoplastea; Trypanosomatida; Trypanosomatidae
Exons: 1
Coding region: 1-2358 (785 amino acids)
Source: RefSeq, a predicted model, not a curated record
AUGAACAGUUUCGUGUCUCAUUCCUCUCCUCCCCUUUCCGCUGGAAUAAAUGAGAUGUCACUGGCGGAAUUGCGGUUAGGUAUUCACGAAUUCCUUCGGUCAAGCGGAGCUUUGGGUUCUCUCAAAACACAACUACGUGGUGUCAUUACAUCAGAGUUGUUAAAGCGGAGACGGACAAAGGAUAUUACCGCCGGUGAAUGCAACAGUCGGGAGCUGGACGCGGGGGCUGAUGUUAGUAAUAAGGAUGGAGAAGGCGAAAGCGCAUGGAUACAGCGUCUCGCCGAUGCUAUAGUGGAGCAGCAUCUGCGGCAAACGGGGCGUGCCUUUUCGUUGGCGAUUUUCAGUAGUGAGGCAGAUGUAAGCUUCAGAGCAACUGGGGACGAUGCCCUCGCAGUACUCCUCCAUCUUGACAACCCCGUAUUGACUACGGCGGGUUGGCGUGCGGGACCGGACUCGACUCCUGCCAAUGCGAAGGUUGCACAUCACCGGAGUAGCAGUUUUUUACAGAUUCUUACAGCUGCACACUUGAGGCAUGUGGGUGAUAGUCGAGGACAGCGACCUAGAUACGCUGUCGGUACUCAAACUGAUAGUGACUUUGGUAGUGAGUUUUCGGGGGAAUCCGCGAAGCCACCGGUUGAGGUUCGCCUUGCAGCUGUGGAUGCAAAGUAUGCUCUUUGCUUCGCCCGUAUGGAACAUUCGACACGCGAGGAACUGGACCGGCACAUGGAAACUUACAGAGAGGAAUUGAAGCUGCAGAUGGAACAAACAUACCAGCAGCGGCUUCGUGCUUUCGAGCAGCAAAAGCUUUUGGAGGUGCGGCGGGAGGCGGAAGAGCAUUUCAGACUACUACUUCAACACAAGAUGGAGGAGCAACGGGAAAUAGAAAGGCUAAGUGCUCAACGUGUGGAGGCUGAACGCGUCCGGCUCUCGCAGGCACGUGAAGAUAUACAACUACAGCGUGUUGAAUUGGAGCGACGGCAGCGUGAAAUACAGCUCCUGUUGGACGAGCGUGAUAAGGCGACGGUCGAGAUGGAAGGCCGCUUGCACGACGCGAAGCAGCAAAUACGCGUCUUAACAUCACAACUGCAACAGUUUGAGGAGCUCUGUGCCUCCCGACUCGCUGAGGCUGAAGCAGCACGUGACCGUGAGAUGCGGCGGGUGGGAGAUAUUCGGCGGCUUCAAGCAGAGCAUGUGGCAGAGUUACAACUAAAGGAUGAGGAAAUUUGUCGUUUGCGUUUCCGACUUAAAUCACUGGCAGCUUCCAACACCGGCGGCAGUUGGCAUCACAACGCCCUGAACACCACGGAGAAUGGGGUUAUUAUGGUGCACGAAGUUCCCUCAGGAGCGACCCGACAACAUAAGCAAGGAAGCCGACAGCAGGCGUCCCAUGAAGCAACGUACCUUGCGUCAACACCUGUUCCGCGUGAGGCAGCAUGGCAGUCCAUUUGGCACUCAACUGAUGUUGUGGGACCCACAGAAGUCGUAACAGCACCGUGGAGGGGGGAAGAGGGAGUAGUUGAACGGCGCUCACAUUUGGUGGAUCCUUCCUUGCAUUCCAGUGAUGUUCACCGGCAGGGAAAGCGUGGUAGUAGGGACACUAACGAUGCGGCCAUCGAAAGUCAAGAAAGGAGCAUGAGCAUUCAACCUCGAAGAGCCGCAACCACGGAAAGUGGCAGCACUGUAACCACCACUAGCUCCAGAGUGGGGUCUCGCGUGCUUCUUGCUGAUGCUGCUGUCGCCAAGUCAGCACACGAAUCUGCAACUGCGGAAAAGCAGGAAACUCCGGUGCCGCAGGAGUGCGGAUCUUCAGAGAGAUCAGGCCGGGCAGGAAAUGAUGAGAAGGAUGAGGUGGCGCAUAGCAAGAGCUCGUCAGGCAGCACCAAGGUGACCAGGAGCAACACAACGGGAGAAAUUAACGGUGAAGUGGACCGUUCGCACCCACCUGUCGUGCAGGGGUCGCACUCGGAGGGUCCCCUCUCCCUUAAUGCAUCUGAGGGCAAUACCGCCAUUGCUUCCUCUUCCAAAAUGUCAUCUGUGCGUUCACACAAGAGCCAGUCUGUCACAACGCCACGUGCAGCCGCGUCCCACGCGCUAAGUGAUUUGGUGGGACGAAUUAACGCUGAGGAGGAGGACAAACGGAAAGAAAUUGAGAAAGAGGAAGAGACGAACCGAGGUGGCAUUAAGUGGGCCGCCACCUCUCAGCACAACUUGCUGGUGCAACGCCAAACAGCGAUGGAAGAGUUUUCUGGGCGUGAGGAGAGUAAUGUGGUUUUGUUGGACCGCACGACCAUAUCCGAUGAUGGCAGUGAGGAUGAUAUUUUAUAUCGAAAAGGAGAUGACAGUGAUGACUCCAUAUGA